Messenger RNA from Trematomus bernacchii (emerald rockcod), 7239 nucleotides. It is a transcript of the gene heatr5b, whose product is annotated as HEAT repeat containing 5B. Gene Ontology annotation, biological process: endocytosis; retrograde transport, endosome to Golgi; intracellular protein localization. Lineage: Eukaryota; Metazoa; Chordata; Actinopteri; Perciformes; Nototheniidae. The transcript has 36 exons. The record is from RefSeq and is a predicted model, not a curated record. Gene Ontology annotation, cellular component: endocytic vesicle; Golgi apparatus; membrane. The coding region runs from base 121 to 6312 and encodes 2063 amino acids.
UUCCUCAGUUUCACUUCGGGCUGAUUUUAACGCGACACGGCCGAUUCUCGUCGUCAUUCAUCGCUAGGUUGUCCAAAACAGAGGCUACGGUGUGCAGCAGUGUUUUGAAAGGUCCUCGCCAUGGAGCUGGCUCACAGUCUGCUGCUCAACGAAGAAGCCUUGGCCCAGAUCACUGAAGCAAAGAGGCCUGUCUUCAUCUUCGAAUGGCUCCGCUUCUUGGAUAAAGUGCUCGUGACAGCAAAUAGGGUGGAUGUGAAGGAGAAGCAGAAGAAACUGGUGGAACAGCUGACAGGACUGAUCAGCAGCGCCCCUGGACCACCAACAAGAAAACUGCUGGCCAAAAACCUGGCCACGCUUUACAGCAUCGGCGACACCUUCACUGUUUUCCAGACUCUGGAUAAAUGCAAUGAGAUUAUCAAAAGCAAGGAUGACACACCUGCGUACUUGCCAACAAAACUUGCUGCAGUGGCAUGCGUUGGAGCUUUUUAUGACAAGAUGGGCAGGAUGCUCGGAAGCUCAUUUCCCGACACCAUUAAUAAUAUGUUGAAGGCAUUAAAGAGUGCAGAGUCCCAAGGCCGAGGAGAGAUCCUUCUCAGCCUGCAGAAGGUGCUCUGUGGUCUGGGAGGAGCUGCAGCUUCAUGUCACAGAGAUAUCUACAAGAACGCCCGCUCUCUGCUCACAGACAGGUCCAUGGCCGUGCGCUGUGCAGUUGCAAAGUGCCUGUUGGAGCUGCAGAACGAGGCAGUAUUCAUGUGGACCACAGAACUGGAGAACGUGGCCACUUUGUGUUACAAAGCAUUGGAAGGAUCCAACUAUGGUGUACGGGUAGAAGUGGCCAAACUGCUGGGGACAGUCAUGGCCACCGCCCUGUUGCCCAAACAUGCAUCAGUGAUGCGCCAGAACGUGAAGCGGGCCACUCUGGAGGAAGUGCUGGAGCUCAUGGCCACGGGCUUUCUACGUGGUGGAUCGGGCUUCCUGAAGAGCGGAGGGGAGAUGUUGAAGGGGGGAGGCUCUGUGAGCAGGGAGGUGCGGGUGGGCAUCACACAGGCCUACGUCGUGUUUGUGACUACACUGGGUGGUCAGUGGCUGGAGCGCAACUUCGCCACGUUCCUGUCCCACGUGUUGGACCUAGUGUCCCACCCACGGGCCACGCAGACACACGUUGAGGCUGUGUACUCACGCCGCUGUGUUUCCUUCAUGCUGCGCGCCACCCUGGGGGGGUUACUCGGAGAGAAAGCACAAAUUGCAGCCGGCAAAGAAAUCUGCCAAGCCAUCAGCAAGCAAAUGAGGGCUGUGGGUAAGGAGGAUGGGGGGGAAAUAUCACGGUUCAGAGCAUUACAGAAGGCGGUUGUGAAUGACAUCAGUGGAGAGAACAAGGCCGGGGCAGCUGACGUCUCUGCCAGUCAGCAUGUCAUGGUGUGUGCCCUCAAAGAGCUGGGCAGCCUGGUGCAGAGCCUGAGUGCCACGGCUUCCCCGCUCAUACAGGAACCUUCUAUAGGACUCCUUGAAACCGUCACCUCAGUGCUGCUGCACCCAAGCAUGGCGGCUCGUUUGGCCGCUGCCUGGUGUUUGCGCUGUGUUGCCGUGGCGCUGCCGUAUCAGCUGACCCCGCUGCUGGACCGCUGUGCGGAGAGAAUCAACAGCCUGAAGAGUUCCCCGGAGGCUGUGAGCGGAUACAGCUUUGCGAUGGCUGCUCUGCUGGGAGGCGUGCACCAGUGUCCGCUCGGUAUCCCCCACUCUAAGGGCAAGUUGGUGGUGAGUAUAGCUGAAGACCUCCUGAGGACAGCUGCUCAGAACAGUCGUCUGUCCCUGCAGCGCACACAGGCAGGAUGGCUGCUGCUGGGGGCCCUCAUGACUCUCGGUCCCUCCCUCGUGCGCUAUCACCUUCCCAAGAUGCUGCUGCUGUGGAGGAACGUGUUUCCUCGCUCGCAGAAGGAGCUGGAAGCAGAAAAGGCCAGAGGAGACGCCUUCACCUGGCAGGUCACCCUGGAGGGCCGAGCUGGAGCACUGUGUGCCAUGCGGAGCUUUGUGGCCCACUGUCCCGAGCUGCUGACAGAAGAUGUGAUCCGUAGACUGAUGACUCCCAUUGAAUGUGCCAUGACCAUGAUGUCUCAUGUCCCUGCCAUCAUUAAGGUCCAUGGUGCUCACCUGAAAGCAAGCGCAGCGAUGGUGAGGCUCCGCUUGUACGACAUCCUGGCUCUAUUGCCCCCCAAGACCUAUGAAGGCAGCUUCAACGCCCUGCUGAGGGAGCUGGUGGCAGAGUUCACUUUGACUGACAACUCGGCCAACACAACCACCUCCCUGCUUCGCUCUCUCUGUCACUAUGACGACAGUGUGCUCAUGGGUUCCUGGCUACAGGAGACGGACCACAAGUGCAUAGAGGAUCAGCUGCAGCCCAACAGUGCGUCUGGCAGUGGAGCUCUGGAGCACGACCCCUCCUCGAUCUACCUGCGUGUUCCUGUAGGCGAGGCCAUCCCGGGCCCUCUCCCUUUGGGUGUGUCCGUCAUCGAUGCCUCAGUGGCUCUUUUCGGUGUUGUUUUUCCCCACGUCUCCUUCAAACACAGGCUGCAGAUGCUGGACCACUUUGCAGAGUGCAUAAAGCAGGCUAAAGGAGUUCGACAGCAGGCAGUCCAACUAAACAUCUUUACUGCAGUGCUUAGUGCCCUUAAGGGUUUGGCUGAGAACAAGAGUACUCUGGGUCCUGAGGAGGUGCGUAAGUCGGCCCUGGCUCUGGUGAUGGGAGCGUUGGACAAUCCCAACCCCAUCCUGCGCUGUGCUGCUGGAGAGGCCCUGGGCAGGAUGGCUCAGGUGGUGGGAGAGGCAACCUUCAUCGCCAGAAUGGCACAGACCAGCUUUGAUAAACUGAAGUCUGCCCGUGAUGUAGUAUCAAGGACGGGCCAUUCACUGGCUCUUGGCUGUCUGCAUCGAUAUGUUGGAGGAAUUGGCUCAGGCCAGCACUUAAAGACCAGUGUCAGCAUCCUAUUGGCUCUGGCCCAGGAUGGGUCCUCUCAUGAGGUCCAGACAUGGGCUCUGCACUCUCUGGCUCUGAUUGUGGAUUCUAGUGGCCCCAUGUAUAGAGGCUACGUGGAGCCCACGCUGUCCCUGGUGCUCACCCUGCUCCUCACUGUGCCCCCGUCCCACAUAGAGGUGCACCAGUGUUUGGGCCGCUGCCUGGGAGCGCUCAUCACCACUGUGGGACCAGAAUUACAGGGAAAUGGAGCCACUAUCUCCACCAUCCGCUCGUCCUGCCUGGUUGGUUGUGCCAUAAUGCAGGACCACUCGGACUCCCUGGUGCAGGCAGCAGCCAUCUCCUGUUUGCAGCAGCUGCACAUGUUUGCUCCACGCCAUGUCAACCUGUCCAGCCUGGUGCCUUGUCUCUGUGUGCACCUGUGCAGCCCUCACCUGUUGCUGCGCCGCGCUGCCGUGGCCUGUCUGAGGCAGCUCGCUCAGAGAGAGGCUGCAGAGGUCUGCGAGUAUGCCAUGAGCCUGGCCAAGAGAGGGGGAGACAACAAUACAAUCCAUCUGAACAUUACGGAGACCGGUCUGGAGGGCGUUCUGUUUGGCAUGCUGGAUCGGGAGACGGACAGGAAGCUGUGUUCUGAUAUCCAUGAUACACUGGGCCACAUGCUGUCGUCUCUCGCUGUAGAGAAGCUUUCUCAUUGGCUGAAACUCUGCAAAGAUGUCCUUGCAGCAACUACAGGUAAAGACGUAGGAGCACCUGUUGUUUUCGAGGUUGAAAAGGAUGAGGAGGACUCCGAGAAAAAGGACGAGAUGGACGAUGACAGCAUGUUCACAGGCCUGGGCGAAGAUGACAAGUCCAAGCCCUCUGUGGCGCCCCGCUGGGUGACGCGGGUAUUUGCCGCGGACUGCCUGUGUCGCAUCAUCCUGCUGUGUGAGAAUGACAAAGCGCACUUUGACCUGGCUGCUGCCCGCUCUGCACAAGCCAAGAACCCCAAAGGAGAUCAGUUAGUGCUCCAUUUGUCAGACCUCAUCCGCAUGGCCUUCAUGGCGGCCACAGACCACAGCAACCAGCUGAGGAUGGCCGGCCUGCAGGCCCUGGAGGACAUCAUUAAAAAGUUUGCCUCUGUACCAGAGCCCGAGUUCCCAGGCCAUGUUAUCCUGGAACAAUACCAGGCCAAUGUCGGAGCUGCCCUAAGACCUGCCUUUUCCCCUGAUACUCCGUCUGACAUAACAGCUAAGGCAUGCCAGGUGUGUAGCACGUGGAUUGGCAGUGGCGUGGUCAGUGACCUCAAUGACCUGCGACGGGUCCACAACCUGCUGGUGUCAUCGCUGGACAAGGUGCAGGCUGGGAAAGGCUCAUCCAGUCAGCUGUACAGUGAGAGUGCCACCACCAUGGAGAAACUGGCCGUGCUUAAGGCUUGGGCUGAGGUGUAUGUGGUGGCGAUGAACAUCAAGAAAGAUGCAGAGUCUAAGCCUGCCAAGCCAGUCCAAAGUGGAGAGGAUGACGACGAUGAGGAUGAUAUGGGUGCAGACGUGCUUCCUCCCGACAGCCUCAUCACUCUGGUGCAGCCCGAGCUGCCGUCGCUCAGCCGCCUGUGGCUGGCCAUGCUGCGAGACUACGCUCUGCUCACCCUGCCUGCGGAGUUCUCCAGUCAGCUGCCCCCUGACGGCGGAGCGUUUUACACACCAGAGACUAUAGACACAGCAAGGCUCCACUAUCGCAGUUCGUGGGCCCCCGUCCUGCAUGCCGUGGCCCUUUGGCUGAGCAGCACCGAGUUCGGGGCUGCUGAAGAGAAAGAAGACGUCCCCUCAGCUCUCUCCAAGGCUCCGGCCAUCUCUCAAGCAGCCUCCUCCACCACAAAGAGCUUUGAGGAGUCGGUCAAAGACAGGAUGCAUCUGAUGUUGGGUGUCAGUAUAGAGUUUCUUUGCUUCCCCCGGCCCGAGGAGCCCAUUCACAAUGUGAUGUCCUGCCUGCACGCCCUGUUCACUCUGCUAGCAUCUCCAUGUGCUAAGAUCCAUAUCGCAGAGGACCAGCUGUUGGCAGUGGAGCUCCUGAACGUGCUCCACAGGCUGCUGUUGACUCGGGAUCCUCCUGCAGUACAACUCCAGGUCACUGCUGUCGUACAGGAGACCAUCAGGGCCGCACAGGACCAUCUGCAGCGACAGAAGGCUGGCAAGGGCAAAGAGGAAGAAGGCGAGAAAGACUCUCAGCCCAGCCUCGGGGAAGGAGCAGACACGGGGGAGCUCGUCCCGGGCAAGUCUCUGGUGUUCGCAGCCAUGGAGCUGCUCGUCUUCAUCCUGGUUCGCCACUUGCCGCAGCUUAAUGCACGUGUGAAGGAAUCACCCAGCCACGUGCCACUCAGGCCUCAGCGGCUCCCUGAGGAAAGCGCCCGUCUGGUAGCAAACACAGUUUCCAUCCUGGCAGAACUGCCCUCGCUCUGCUCUCCUGCCGGGAGCAUGACCAUCCUCCCCACGGUGCUCUUCCUAAUCACGGGGGUGCUGAGGGAAACGGCACUUAAGACCGCUGAUAACUCUGUGCCUGUGACUGUGACAGCGGCCCUGCAGGGCAUCAAGACCAUCAUCACCUCCCCUCUGGCCCGGGUGGAGGGCAUGCAGACACAGUGGAGCGGCCUGGUGAGGAGCGGCCUGGCGUCUGUCCUAGAGAACUCACAGCCAGAGGAGUCCAGGCCUGACAUGGAUGAGGUGAGCAUGUUAACAGCGAUCACACUCUUCCUGCUGUCUGCCAGCAAUGAACUUGUAGGAGUAAUCGUCCUGCAGAAGGGCUGCAUGGACCGCUUCCGAAACGCCCUCAACUCUAGUGAUCCCUGGGUUCAGGCACGGUGUUACCAGCUGCUGUUGUCAGUGUUUCAGCACUCUAGCCGUGCCCUGUCUACGCCGUACAUCCACGCUCUGGCCCCGCUCAUGGUGGAAAAGCUGAAGGCGGUGGAGCGCAGUCGCCCGGGGACUGCUGCCGAGCUGCAGGCGGUGCAGGAGGGCAUCAGGGUGCUGGAGAAUCUCGUCGGCAUGGGGGAAGAGCAAAACCGGGUGCAGUUGCUGGCUCUUCUUGUGCCAACCCUCAUCUCCUACCUUUUGGAUGAACAUGCCAUUUCCUCAGCGCCUCAAGUUUCCAGAGGCCUGCAUGAAUUUGCCCUUCAGAACUUAAUGCGGAUUGGCCCCCUCUAUCCCGCUGCCUUCAAGACAGUAAUUGGUGCCGCACCUGAGCUUAAAAUCCGUUUGGAAUCGGCUAUACUGGCCAACCAGGCCAGCAGCAGAGCCAAAGCUGCAGCCAGGCUAGCUCAGCCCCAAGUGCAGGCUGCCCCCACCAUCAAACUCAAGACCAACUUCUUCUGAACCCCAUUUAAAAUGCUCUGUACACUCUCACAGCCUAAAUUGAUGUUGUCUUUUGUAGGUCUGUUUUGUUUUCUGUCAACGGAGUAUACACUGCAGUUUCCUAAGUGUAUUUAUUGAUUCAUCAUCUCAUUUGGAUUUGAUGUUUGAGAACUGUUCUUAAAGGUAUGAAGGAAAGUGUGUAAAUAUCAUUAAUAAGCAUUUGAAUGUUGACUUAAAAAAAAAAUCACUUUAAAAUCUGCAGGAAAGGUUGAUUGUCUGAAUGUAUCAUUACUGCACAUUUAUGAAGGGACACAAUUUACUUUUUUUAUCCACAUCUUUUUUCCUGAUCAAUGCUUUUAUGUCUGGUCAUUAUGUUAUCACUAUCCAAAAUAUAAUGUUUACUGUGUCAUUUUUGCUGUGAUUUUGCAUCACCAUAAGCUUGGCAGUAUUUAUUUUUCCAAUCAUGCAUGUUUAAUUGGGGUGGUUUUAGAAUAUGACCUUAGGGUCCGCUGUUUGUUUGUUUUCUUAUUUUUGUUUUUGUUUCUUAAAUUAUGUUGUGAACAUUACUGCUACAUGGUUUUUAAACAAAGCUGAGAAUUUACUGCAUAUCAUUGAGAUUUGAAUCAGAUUUUAUGAGAGCCCUUUGAAUAUUAAAUGCAUCACACUUUUGAAUAGUUUUUGGGCAGAAAUUGUAAUUCUUAGAGACACUUAAUCGGUCUGCUGAUUUAAUGGGGGGAGUUAGUACUACAUACUUUAAUAUGUGCUGCAUAUCAUCAAGACUGUUGUAUUGCUUAUAACUUUGAUCAAUUUCUGUCAAUAAGUAGGCUAAUAGCUACCUAAAUGGUCGAGCAUCUGUUACCAUUAUAAUUUGGCAGAUUAGUUGAAAUUGUCCUAUGUUACAUUCCAAAUGUAUUUAUUUUAAAUGUGAUUAAAGUUGCUUUGACCUCA